Molecule: messenger RNA, 1814 nt
Organism: Ectocarpus sp. CCAP 1310/34
Lineage: Eukaryota; Phaeophyceae; Ectocarpales; Ectocarpaceae
Source: the annotation of a GenBank genome assembly
AUGGGAGAGUUCUGCCUGGCGCACUCGGGCUUGCUGCGAGGGAAGAGGGUGCUCGAGCUCGGCGCGGGGAUCGGCAUGACCGGCAUGGCUGUGGCCGCUUCUUGCGGAGCGGCGGAGGUUGUCCUGACGGACUACGCGCCCAGAGUGCUCGCUAACCUUCACCACAACGUGGAAAUCAACCGCGCGCUGCUGGGAGCUGGCGACGGUCGGAGCAACGGUGACAACGACAAACCUUCAACAACACCUUGGGGCGUGUCCGUCCGGUUUCUCGACUGGACGGACUACUGCCGCCACAACGCCUCCUCCGUAUCGCCAGCCGGCGGCGGCGGCGGCGGAGGCGUUCGGGCCGACGCAACGAGCGGCGGAACUGCCGACGGCUCGCGACCUGACGAGGACGACGAUCGCGGCGGUAGGUGUCUAGGAGGUGGCUGCUCCUGCACGGCGGCGGCGGCGGUGGGAAGUGGAGAACGGUGGGCGAGAUAUACCGGGACUCGACGAGUCAAUGAGUGCGGGGGCGGUGAGAGCGAUUCGCUGGGUACGCCGGAGGUGGUUCUGGCUGCGGACGUUGUGUACGACGUAAAGUAUCACUCCGCGCUCGUUGGAGUGGUGGUAGAGACGCUGCGGAGAUGCCCCGACGCCCUCAUCGUGUUCGCGUCUACGCUUCGCAACUCCGAGACAAUGGCAGCGUUUCACCGGUGCCUCGAAGACGCCGGGGUCGCAUGGCAAGGCGUGGGUUUCCCUUCCUCAGAGGAGGCGUUGGCGAGCGAAUCGGAAAAGUCGCCGCCGUUUCGAGAAAGGGUGCGAGGGGAGCCCGUGUCGAGCGGUAGCAGCCGCCGCCAAGCGGCUCUGCGGGGAUCGAGUGGUGCGGACUCGACAAAACUGUUGUGGUGUCACCCAGGAGACUUGGAGCGGGUGAAGUUUUGCGUGUGCGGGCGGGGGCGAGGGCUUGUCGAGCCCGUAUAGGGAAUGUCUGAUUGUAUUUCCAUGCAUCGGUGAGGGAGCCAGGGUUCAGCACCUUCCUUACAGGAGCUGUAUAGACGUAGGGCAGUCUGACUGCUGCUCGUCUGUUCGUUUUUCCAUGGAAUCCAGUAUCCAACCUCACCAGCUGCACAGGCACGGUCACCCACAUGGCUGGGCGUGGUAAGAAGCUGGAGCCUGGAGGACGUUUUCGCACAAUAAUUGACGUGGAGUUGGAUAUUGGAAAUACGAAUUAUGCGCGUCCACGAACUGCGGCGCGCUGCUCUUUUCUCGAACCUUUGCUGCUUGCUCGAGUACCGUCGGCCACGCUUGGUACUCCACGUCGCACAUGUCGGGAGAGAACACAAGCCUGCGUUUGUGGACUGUUGAACUAUGUGCUUCAAUGUAGGCCUUGGCUCGGUAGAGUUAUGGGGGUGAUCAGUGGCGUUCAAUGAAGACUCGGUCCCAGACCACCCUGCAGAUGUUCAAUGUGCCACGCGUCACGAGCAACUCGAAGAACACCCGGGGUCAAGGCCGCCGUAGCGGUCUCCCGACUCCCAGACAAAGGGACAGCGGCCAGGCCGUGAAAUUUGUUGGUGCUCUGGUGAUGGUAGCAUGGCUGCUGCCUCUUCCUUCUGAGGGGGGAGGCGAUGAUCUGGCCUUCUCCCCCUCCAGCGUUGUGAUCGCGAGCCUGGCACAUGUUCGUCUACCGGGUCGCCUGCAACAGUGGAGUCUCUGUCGGGCGUGAGUGGCAAUUUCCCUAACUUUGUUGAAUCAGGGUUCUCACGAUAGGGCGUCUUGUCCCUUCACCAGCGAAGGACGAUUUUCUCCCGCGAGAGGUGGUGAGGAAGGUGUAC